AUGGCUCCCUCCCCGACCCCGAACGCGCCCCGUACGCUGGCAGAGCUUGUGGAUCUGCUCAAAGAUGACGAGAUGGUCAAGGUGGCAGGCGUCGACGUGGACGGAGUUCUUCGCGGCAAGAUCAUGUCCAAGAGCAAGUUUCUUUCGGCUGUCGAGACUUCUUUCGGGUUCUGCGGAGUGGUAUUCGCGUGGGACAUGCACGAUGCUACCUACCCGCGCGAGCUCUUGGUGUCGAACAAGAGCAACGGCUACCGUGAUCUGAACGCCCAGAUCGACUUGUCGACGUACCGCCAAAUCCCGUGGGAAGACAACAUCCCGUUCUUCCUGGUGUACUUCUACGACCAGGGAGACGACAAGCCGCUCCCUGUCGACCCCCGCAGUGCGCUUGCGAAGGUCACGGACGAGGCUAAGGCUAUGGGAUGGGACUGCAUGACCGGCGCUGAGUUCGAGUUUGCGGAGACCGCCCAGUCUGCCGAAGCAAAGAGCUUCGUGAACCUGACUCCCCUGACUCCGGGCAACCAUGGAUACUCGCUUCUGCGCACGACCCUGAACAAGGACUACUUCUACGAUCUCUACAAGGUCUCGUCCAAGAUGGGCGUCGAGAUCGAGGGACACCAUACCGAGACUGGACCUGGUGUGUUCGAGACCGCCCUGGCGUACACCGACGCGGGCCGUAUGGCCGACAACGCGCUGCUCUUCAAGCUCAUCGCGAAGAGCAUGGGCAUGAAGCACAACGUCCUGCCGUCGUUCAUGGCUAAGCCAUGGGAGAACGUAGGUACAUGGGCCUCAUAUCUAUCUAACAGACAGCUUUCCGGAUGUUCCGGACACAUCCACGUCUCGCUCCGCGACAAGGACGGCCGCAACAUCUUCGGCCUGUCAAAGGAGGAGACUGCGGCCGGUGGGCGCAAGGAUGCCAAGUGGAAGGACCUGCAGUACAUUUCGCAGGAGGCGGAGUGGUUCCUCGCCGGACUGCUGGAGGGCCUUAAGGACGGUGAGUUGAUGCGAGCGCGGACUCAACUGACCUCAGUCAUCCCGCUCAUGUGCCCGACGAUUAACUCGUACAAGCGUCUGCUCGGCGGCGAGCAAUACUGGGCACCCGACACUGCGUCGUACGGGUACGACUCGCGCGCCGCGUCGAUCCGCAUCAUCUCCGCUCCCGGCGUCAAGCCCUCUGCGACCCGCUUCGAGGUCCGCAUCCCCGGCGCCGACAUGAAUACGCACUACGCUAUCGCUGCGAUUUACGCGCUCGGCCUGCGCGGCAUCAAGAACAAGACGCCGCUGCCGUACGGCCCGAUCGGCGCGCCGGGCGUCUCCCGUGACACGAUCACGCACUUGCCCAUCACGCUGGAGAGCGCGACCGAGGCGUUCAUGGCCAAGGACAGCAUUGCGCGCGAAGUGUUUGGCGACUUCUUCGUCGACCACUUCGGCGGCACCCGCGAGGUCGAGCUCGAGCAGUUCGCCCGCGCCGUCACUGACUGGGAGCGAACGAAGGCGGAGGCCGAACAUCGUGCAGACAGGUUUCGAGAGCAUCACGAGGAGCCCCUGAGACCGAAGAAGAUCCGAGAGUUUCAGAUGCUUGGACCGUCUGCAGCGGCGAGUCCCGCGACGCUCGAAGGAGGUGACGGAUUUGGAAUUGCUAAACUGGGUAGCGAUAGGAGGAACGCAAAGUGCUGCGCAGAUGAACCCGCCUUUGACACUGUUAUGCAAACAGAGCGUCAGUGA
Trichosporon asahii var. asahii CBS 2479 is the source of this 1722-nucleotide messenger RNA. RefSeq names its product glutamine synthetase. The record is from RefSeq and is a predicted model, not a curated record. The transcript has 10 exons. Gene Ontology annotation, molecular function: glutamine synthetase activity. NCBI's taxonomy places the organism in Eukaryota, Fungi, Basidiomycota, Tremellomycetes, Trichosporonales, Trichosporonaceae. Bases 1 to 1722 code for a protein of 573 amino acids.